Lutzomyia longipalpis is the source of this 3581-nucleotide messenger RNA. RefSeq names its product bromodomain-containing protein homolog (gene Br140). The record is from RefSeq and is a predicted model, not a curated record. The transcript is spliced from 2 exons. NCBI's taxonomy places the organism in Eukaryota, Metazoa, Arthropoda, Insecta, Diptera, Psychodidae. Bases 144 to 3479 code for a protein of 1111 amino acids. Gene Ontology annotation, biological process: regulation of transcription by RNA polymerase II. Gene Ontology annotation, molecular function: protein binding. Gene Ontology annotation, cellular component: MOZ/MORF histone acetyltransferase complex.
UUGAUGUCAACAACACUGUGAAGAAUAAGAAGAAUUUGCUUCUCGCAAGCGGUUUGUGUUUUGAUAACAAAAUAACUUCUAUUUUCCUCGCAAAAGACUGUGUUUUCCGCUGUGUGGUGAAAGGAAAGAAGGAAAUCCAGCAAAUGGAAACCCUAAAACGUGCCAUGGGAUUGGAUUUCAAUGUGGUGGAGUACAUAAAGACAAUCCGGGCAAAUGAUCAGCCGCCCUACAAGUGUCCCGUAGAGAAGUGCGACAAAUCCUAUAAAUCUCACGUCGGGAUGCAGUAUCAUCUCCUGAAUUUCGAUCAUGAGACUGGCAUGAAUAUUGCUCCAGUGGCGACACCGUCGCGAAAGAAGGGACGCACCCGGGUGCCUGGAGCGACGCCCAAACAGGUGUCGAAUGAGCAGGUGCCACCAAAGGAGGCCGUGACGUACAAUGAGGCCCUUGGGAUUGUGCGUAUUGAGUGUGAGGGUCACACAUUGGAGUUGCGUGUCAAUGAGGAUCUCCCGGUGAUGGAUAUGGAGGAGUAUAGGCGACUGGUGGAGAAGGGAAAGUGUCCGGCACCGGUGGAGGUACCCCCAGAGCCGCAUAUUAAACUCCCGGAGGCAGCUGUGAAGGAGCUGAAGAACUACAACAUCUGUGAUGCUCCACCACGUCCAAAUGCCUACAUUCGCUUCAUUGAGAAGUCUGCCGAAGAGCUGGACGGGGAAGUUGAGUAUGAUGUGGAUGAGGAGGAUACAACGUGGUUGAGUAUCAUCAAUGAGAAGAGGGCAAGUCAGGGAUUAACUCCGGUAUCUGUUGAUUCACUUGAAUUGCUCAUGGAUCGUCUUGAGAAGGAAUCCUACUUCCAGGCAGCUGCCAAUGGGCAGAGUGGUGCUGUAGUUGAUGAUGAUGCUGUGUGCUCCAUCUGCCUCGAUGGUGAAUGCCAGAACACGAAUGUUAUCCUUUUUUGCGAUAUGUGCAACCUAGCUGUGCACCAGGAUUGCUAUGGCGUACCCUACAUCCCCGAAGGGCAGUGGUUGUGUCGACGAUGCCUCCAGUCUCCCAGUCGUCCUGUUGAUUGUGUGCUCUGCCCCAAUAAAGGUGGGGCCUUCAAGCAAACAGAUCACGGGCAAUGGGCGCACGUUGUGUGUGCCCUGUGGAUCCCGGAAGUACGUUUCGCCAAUACAGUCUUCCUUGAGCCCAUUGACUCCAUUGAGACAAUACCCGCAGCCCGAUGGCGUCUCUCGUGCUACAUUUGCAAACAAAAAUCCGUCGGGGCGUGCAUUCAGUGCCAUCGUACCAAUUGCUAUGCUGCCUUCCACGUGACAUGUGCCCAACAGGCGGGACUUCACAUGCGCAUGGAUACUGUCCGGGACAAGGUGACGGGGAAUGAGGCACAACCGAUAAUUGUACAGAAAACCGCCUACUGCGAUGCCCAUGCCCCAGCUGGUUCAGCGGAAACACCCGAAAUGGAGAUGUCCGACAAGGCGCGUGAGGAGUCACGAAAUAAGAUGAAGCAAGCCCGGAAGUUGCUUGCAAAGAAGCGCACCUCAGUGCCAGUCAUACUCAUUCCCACUAUUCCGCCUGAGAGAGUGCAGGAAAUUGCCCAAUUGGUGAAUAUUCAGAAGAAGAGUCCCUUCAUUCAGCGUCUCAUUGCCUACUGGACGCUUAAGAGGCAGUACCGGAAUGGCGUACCACUCCUGCGUCGUCUUCAGAGUCAAGGACAGAGUCACAGCACCUUUGGGGUGGUACGGAGUGGCAUUGAGGGGUCCCCAGAUACCUCGGAAUUGUAUCAACAGCUAAAGUAUUGGCAAUCAUUGCGGCAGGAUCUCGAGAGGGCACGAUUACUCUGUGAGCUCGUCCGGAAGCGCGAAAAGCUGAAGGUUGCCCUUAUAAAGGUGCAGGAACAAGCACUAAUGAUGCAGCUGAAUCCCGUGGAAGCAGCCAUGUACAAACUCCUCGAGGGAUUGGAGCAGAAGGACACAGCGGAGAUUUUCCGGGAACCCGUGGAUGUCAAUGAAGUUCCGGACUAUAUGGAUAUUGUGAAGCAUCCCAUGGAUCUCAGUACGAUGGCGAUGAAACUCAAAAGUGGCGCCUAUGAGAGUCUCGACGAUAUGGAAGCUGAUUUUGAUCUGAUGAUUCGCAAUUGUUUGGCGUACAAUAACAAGGAUACAAUAUUCUAUCGUGCUGGUACGCGGAUGCGUGAUCAAGGGGGGGCAUUGUUUAAAGGUGUCCGGAGGGAUUUGGAAAAGGAAGGGUUGAUUAGUGUGAAGAAAACUGAUGAAAUUGUCGGGCAGGAAAUUGAUGAGGAGCUCAAGGGGCUCCUACAGCUGGCACCGAGUGAGAAAACACUCACAAAGCUGCAAAUUCUUCUGGAACGUGCUGUAGCGCGGCAUGGGCUGACCAAAACAAAGCGUGUGCGUCAGCUAAAGAUGGAAAUUGCAAAAAUGAAGCGGGCCCUUGCAAAGAAGGAUGCCGCUGCUGAGCGUGAAGCAUCUCCUACGCCCCCGAAGGAGCCACAAACAGCCCAUUCUGGGCAGAAGCGCGAUGGGCAGGCAGCACAGACACCACCAUGUAGCCCACUCAAGGCACCCAAUAGUUCAGCAUCUCCAUCGGGAGUUAAUCGACGUACAGCUGUUCUUUUCACGCGAAAAGCCCAGGCGGCACUAAAGAAGCCCGAUUUGCCAACAAAAGAGGAUUCAUCGUGUGAUGUGCCCACCGUGGAGAAGCCCAAGACACCACGGAAGCCAGGCCGGAAGAAGGGAAAUUCCACGCGGAAGAGUGUGGAUGAGAAGGAGAAGAAGAGUGCCCCAAUGGCGAGUGGAAGUAACCCCAAAAAGGCAUCACCUGUCAAGGAAGCACCCUUUGAGAGUAUCCCAGACAGUUUCCGCGUGUACAGGGCUCAACCCAAGAAGGAUGUUCCGGAUUCCGAUGAGAGUGACAUGAGUUUCACUCACAGCACCUGCAGUAGUUGCAGUGGCUUCAUGGAUGAUGGAAGUGGAUCAGAUUUUGGCUCCAGCUUUGACGAUGACACCUCGUAUAGCGAAAGUGAUGGACAUUCCACGGACAAUGAGGAUGGGAAGGCACAGCGCGAAGAGAAACCCGCUACUUUGGAACCCCUUCAGCUUGUUUGGGCUAAGUGUACGGGCUACCCAUGGUAUCCAGCCCUCAUAAUUGAUCCACAAAUGCCAAAAGAUUUCAUCCACAAUGGUGUCCCACUUCCUGUCCCACCGCAAGAUGUUCUAGCGUUGCGAAAGAACAGCACUGAGCAUGUUUUUCUCGUUCUCUUCUUCGAUGCUAAGCGUACGUGGCAGUGGUUGCCGGCCAAUAAGCUGGAGCUCUUGGGAUUGGACAAGGAGGUGGAUCAGGCAAAGUUGAUGGAAUCGAGAAAGCCCAAAGAACGGAAAGCCGUCAAGAAGGCAUACCAAAAUGCUCUCUUCUACCAGAGUCAAGUCACCGAACAGGAUGCAGGACAACCCACAAAGGGACGUGCUUGACGAUUUGCAUUCUAAGCUUCACUUUAUUUUGUUUCAUUUUUUGUUUAUUUUCCAUUUCAUUUCAUUUUUUUCAAUAAAUCGUGACAUUUUUUUCAUUAAAAA